GGGUGCCCAGCGGCCGUGAACUCGACACUGGUCCUCGUUUCCUGCAGGUCGGGACCGCUCCCGGGGAGAUGUACCAGAGCUUGGCACUGGCUCCGAGCCCCGGCCAGGCCACCUACGCCGACUCCGGAGCCUUUCUGCACGCUGCGGGCGCAGGAUCCCCGAUGUUCGUGCCGCAGGCGCGCGUACCUUCCAUGCUGUCUUACCUGCCGGCGUGCGAAGCGGGCCCACAGCCCUCAGCGCUCCCUGCGCACCCGGGCUGGGCGCAGGCGGCCGCCGCGGACUCCUCGACCUUUGGUUCUGGUAGCCCGCACCCACCGGCCGCGCAACCGCCGGGGGCCACCGCCUUUCCAUUCGCGCACAGUCCCCCCGGACCUUGCAGCCGCAGCGGCGCUGGGAGCCGGGACGAUGGCGUCUACCAGGGCACACUUCUGGCUCGCGAUCAGUACACCGCCUCGCUUGGGCGGCCAGUGAGCGCCUCAUAUCCCACAACCUACCCGACCUACGUGAGCCCCGACGUGGCCCAGUCUUGGACCGCGGGACCCUUCGAUGGCAGCGUACUGCACGGCCUGCAGAGCCACCCGGCUGGCCUCCCAGGCAGCAGGGCCACUUUCGCGUCCGACUUCUUGGAGGAGUUCCCCGGCGAGGGCAGAGAGUGCGUCAACUGCGGCGCCCUUUCCACUCCGCUGUGGCGCCGAGAUGGCACCGGCCACUACCUGUGUAACGCCUGCGGCCUCUACCACAAGAUGAACGGUGUCAACCGGCCGCUUGUUCGGCCCCAGAAGCGCCUGUCCUCGUCCCGCCGUGCUGGCCUCUGCUGCACCAAUUGCCACACGACCAACACCACACUGUGGCGACGGAACACAGAGGGUGAGCCCGUGUGCAACGCCUGUGGCCUCUACAUGAAGCUUCAUGGGGUGCCUCGGCCACUGGCCAUGAAAAAGGAAAGUAUCCAGACUCGCAAACGGAAGCCGAAGAGCACUGCUAAGACCAGGGGCUGCCCAGGAUCCGCAGUGAAUGCCACAGCCUCCCCGCCUGCUGACCCCAACACGGAGAUCUUGGCUGCCACUUUGAAACCAGAGCCAAGCCUGGUGUCCCCAAUGGGUGCCGAGCCCAACGUCACCUCCCAGGCCCCUGGCCAGGUGGAUGGCACCCUGACCCCCGGCCACUUGGAAUUCAAGUUUGAGCCUGAAGACUUUGCCUUCUCCUCCACGGCCCUGGGCCCCCAGGCCGGCCUCAGUGGUGCCCUCCACCAGGAGGCCUGGUGUGCCCUGGCCUUGGCCUAGGCCCCAGCCAAAGUGUCGUCGGGGGCUUCCUGGACAGCGCCCGCAGACUCACCUGCGCUGGCAGGGAUUGCCAGGCCCAUCCACCAGAGAGGCCUCCUCCUGGAGUCUAGAGGCUUGGGAGUCACUCAACAUGGUGGCACAGACAGCCCAGAGCCAGAGGAAAGCUGAGGAGGGGCUUGAGCCCCUCUGCCCACGCCCCGCUGGGGCCUCUCCGCACCACAGCACGUUUACAGGCGGUAGCCGCUGGAAUGAAUCCUGACCUCCUGCUGGGAAGCCAGGGCCCCAGGUGAAACCCUGAGGCCCCAGGAGCCUGGAGCCUGGCAUGGGGCCUGGCAUGGGCCCUGCAGCCUCCUGUCCUCCACUGCCCACACUUGAUGGAGGGAGCUGCAAACAUAGCACUUUCUCUCCCAAGGGCUCAGGCCCACCGGGAUGGGUGUGCAGGCCGUGCACUGUACCUGCACACCACCCCCCAGGGUGCUGUCCACCCUGCAUCCAUCUCAGGCUUGUGUUUAUUUGGACAGUUUUUCCAGAGGGGGCAGUAAAGGACCUCAUUCUCAAUGUGUC
Ictidomys tridecemlineatus (thirteen-lined ground squirrel) is the source of this 1847-nucleotide messenger RNA. RefSeq names its product GATA binding protein 5 (gene Gata5). NCBI's taxonomy places the organism in Eukaryota, Metazoa, Chordata, Mammalia, Rodentia, Sciuridae. Gene Ontology annotation, molecular function: RNA polymerase II cis-regulatory region sequence-specific DNA binding; DNA-binding transcription factor activity, RNA polymerase II-specific; zinc ion binding. The record is from RefSeq and is a predicted model, not a curated record. Gene Ontology annotation, cellular component: nucleus. Gene Ontology annotation, biological process: cardiac muscle tissue development; positive regulation of transcription by RNA polymerase II; cell fate commitment.